Molecule: messenger RNA, 4754 nt
Organism: Topomyia yanbarensis
Lineage: Eukaryota; Metazoa; Arthropoda; Insecta; Diptera; Culicidae
Exons: 2
Coding region: 1070-1945 (291 amino acids)
Biological process (GO): animal organ morphogenesis
Molecular function (GO): BMP binding; receptor ligand activity
Source: RefSeq, a predicted model, not a curated record
ACCGCAAGCACCGUUCUCGGGUUCUGUGCUCGUUGAGCUGCUAUUGGUGUUGUCUUUUGGAGCUGAUACUUGGAGUGCGUUUCUGAUUUUGGCCGAAUUUGUCGAUGAUCAAAGUUUCGCUACAUCGGAUGUGUACUUUAUUCCCUCCCCAUUGAUGGGUGAUGUGCUGUGUGAAAAACCAAUCAUACGGGAAAUUGUGUCUACGGUAAAACGGCCGUUUCGAGGCGCCGCCGGCGGUACAUUCAUAUGCGUACGCCGCUAGUUGAAAGGAAGAGUGGUAAUUGAACCAAAAUAAAUAAAACCCCAUGCGGCCGACCGGGAUGAAACGAACCUGCGCCCGUCGCUCGUUUUCCUCUCGCUGGAAAAGCGGGCCCUAGUGUGGAUCGUUUUAAUGGACAGUGCAAAAAAAUAUUUUGCUUAUUAACUUCCAAUUUCAAGCAGGGCCGAAAUCGCAGUCAGUUUAUUCUACCGCGGUAUAUGCGCUGACCCAUCGAUAACAGCGCCGACGUUCUAGUGGAAACUCAAAUGUGCGUUGGGAAACUCGUGCCGGUGUGAUGGUUAGAUUCGGGAAACAGAUGAAAAGAAACGCAAACGCGCCAAAUUGAAAUCCUAUCGAGCCCGGAAGAAGAAUAAUAAAAACAACAAUAACAACUAUACGAAGGCAGUCACGCGCGGGGAACGUGAAAUUGUUAAUCCAUGACCAGUGUUAAUUUGUUAUUUAUUGAAAAACAUAAAUAAAUCAAAUUGAAACUUCAAUCAUUUUCCGAACGAAAAAGACGCUGAGACGAGGUGAAGCAAAAAAAAACGAUUUCGGAAAAUACGAUCGACUUUGUAAUCGAAGACUGUUGCAGAAUAUCUUCAUUUGCGAACCGUCGGUGUUUUUUGUGGUGCAUAUAUGAAACAUAUUUUGCUGGUAUUUAGUAAAAUCUGCAAUAUUGCAUUGUCCUCAAUAGUUCUUGUUUACACAGUGAGCAGGAUUUGAAAGUUUAGUUCGAAGGCUUUUAAUCACUAUAAUUAGUGGAAACAGUUUACCUCAGUUUCGGUUUAUUGGAUCAGACAAUACGAUAAGAUGAAUCUGACAAUGAAACUGCUGAUUCUGUUCUCAUUCCUGCUGAUUUAUUCAUCCGGUCAUCGGAUACAACUGUCGGACUCCAUUCUGGACAUCAUCAACACCCGGCACGUGGAGCGGGUCCUGGCGGAGCGAAGAAUGAACGCGUCACGGGACGAGAGACGAUACCUGGUGCAGAACGAGCUGAUGGACGAGGAAGCGACGGAGGACAGUACCGGUGAUGUGUACCAAACGCCGGAGGUAGCGAUCGAUUUCGAUUUCAACGGGCGGCGGCAGUCCGCCUUGGUAACGCCAGCUUUCAACGAGAGUGGUGGCCCUGGCGGUGGCGGCGGUAGUUUUCAGUAUCAGCCCUCGGCGGGAUCCUCCCCGAAUGCGGAUAUUUUGGCUGAUUUACAAGCGUACCGAGGGGACAAGUUGCUCAAGUCGAGCAAAAAUGCACUGGUGGUGACGCGGAAGGAGUACCUGAAGAAGGAUUGGUGCAAAACAGAACCACUGGUGCAACGGAUUCGGGAGGAGGGCUGCCUGAGUCGGACGAUCAUCAAUCGCUUUUGCUACGGACAGUGCAAUUCGUUCUACAUUCCAAAGUCGCCCAGGCGUAGGCGGCAUGGCGGUGGUGGAUCCAAUGCGGCCGGCCGAAACGGUCAUCACGGUGGCCAUCACGGUGGUGGUGGUGGUGGUGGUCGGCGAGAGGUGGAUUUGGAUUUCGAGGAUGAAGAUUUGACGGGGCCAGCGUUUCGCUCGUGUGCUUUCUGUAAGCCUAAAAAGUUCACUUGGAUCACGGUGACGCUGCGGUGCCCCUCGCUGGUGCCACAGCUGCGCCGGAAGCGCAUCCAACGCAUCAAGCAGUGUAAAUGCAUUGCCGAGCCAUUGAAUUAGAGUUGUUGUUAUUAUUAUUAUUAAUGCUAUUAUUAGUGCUGUUGCUAAGGAUGGGACGUGAAAGUGGAAUGCGUAUGCGGGCUGUUUUGCGAGUGGGAUGUUUGAGGUGCGCGAAAGUGACAGUCUUAGUGCGGCCCAGCGCACAACUGUGGGAUUGAGAGUAGGUUUUAUUUUGUUUUUUUUUGUUUUAAGUUUUUAGUUCUGUUUAAUAGUCUUGUUUUGUUUUAAGAUUUGAGAUAUCAUUGAGUGCUCGUGUACUGGUGUCGGAGGCUGUCUUUGGAGCAAUGUGUCAGUUGGACUAAGAAAUACAAGGGGAAGAGAAAGGCACAGUUUGGAGUUGGAAUUUUAUAUGCUUGCAGAGCAUAUUUUUAUGUUGUUUAUUGUCCAGCGAAUUGUUGAAAAUGAAGAAAUAUGUGUAAAAUGUAUAAUUUUGAGGAACAGAGUAGAAAUUUUCCUUCGCAUUUACCUGGGCGGUGAUCAAAAGUUGUUUCAUUUAUGUAAAAUUUGGAGCAUUUGACAUUUUGUUACUAUAUAAAAACGGGGCUUUGAGGUUUAAGAAAUGAGAAUUUUCUGCAAUGCCGGGAACGAAGCUCUGUCGCUUCUGCACGAUACAUACGAUGAAGACUACAAUCGUAUACUGUACCGAUUUAUCUCUUCUUGAAGAUUCGCAGAUGCUUGAAUUGUCUAUAGUCGGAAUGUCUACGAUUUGUACCGCUGUUGAAUUCGAAAGAACCACAUAACCAACCAACAACGACGGUGCUGAUUCAUAGUUCACCGGAACAGAAGCUGCUCCAAGGCACACCUUCUUCACCUUGGAUGCGCACAAAAAUCAACAACGCGCAGAUUUAUCGGAUUAGUGGCAUCGAAUGUCACAUUACAAUAAUCAAUCGUUUGCCAUUUGUUAGCGGAUUAUCUAUCCGAAUUGGAGCUGGCGUAGCGUGCUUUUUGCCGCCAUCUUAUUAUUGUAUGUAAACAGGUGCUAAUCAACGCGGUGAGUCACGCUCCAAAGUCGCUGUGCGUUGUCGUGGUCGUCGUUGCCGCUUGACUGUCUACGACGGAACGUCAGGUAGGUAACCUGAUUCCUGGCACCGUUUUCACCCCGUCAAAUACUCUUCUAUCGCCGGACGCCGCCCAUCCGCGGGAAUGAGAUAAUGCCAGCCAGCAGAAGUGACAGUAAAUAGCGAUAUUGAAUAAAUUAUAGACCUCCCCGACCAAGGGGUGUAAAUUAUUGAACACAGUUUAUUUUUACUUUGAUUUUUCUGUGUUUCGGAAACAAAACACGCGAGGAAAGCUCAAAAUAUACAAACGUUGGGAACAGACCAGCCCCCAAAGUUAAGUAAAUCUGCGCAAGUGACUCAUCCGUGCCGGUCAACACCACCCGAAACAGGUUAUGGACCAUAAUGACCAUAGUCGCAUGGGCUGGCGAUGAAAAAAGAGCUUUGAGAAGUUAUAAAAAUUAUCAAUAAAAACCGUCGCUUACGAAAAAAUGGAGCCUGCGUUGUGAAUUAAUUUUUGCACGCCCGAUCUCCCGACGACGCUUUUUUGAGACUUUAUGGCACUAUUGCAGGCCACCGCGCGGAAGCGAUGAGUCAAACCACCGCAAAAUAUGUCAUCGCGUGUAGAUUAGUUUGCGGGUGGUUCGGUUCUGCUAUAUAUGUAGUAUAUGCAGCUUAUAUAUGGAAGGUGUGAUGGACAGCUGAGUUUCUAACCGAUGGUCACUUUGGCGGUCUACUCUGUUCCUUUGCGUAUUUUAAACAUGGAAUCUGGGAAAAAUGAAUAAAUUCAAUUAAUAUUUUGUUUUUAGGUACACGACUUUUUUUUAUUGAACAUGAACAUUUCGUGUCAGAAUUAACUCUUUCAAUGGUAUUUAACGGUGUUUUCAAUAAUUAUCUAUAUGUGCUCCAACUGUUUACAACCCAUUAAUUCAUUGAUCCAAUAAGGCUCGGAACCAGACAGCCAAAUAGCAGUGCACGAGUUUAUUUAGAUCUGUAAGCCCCAAUCACACUCAUGAAACCGUAUCCACCUUCAAUGAUAAGAAAUAACGUAUUUAUUAUAAAACUACAGGCGACCCCGUAGGACAUAGAAGUAACAGAAUAGUCGAACAUUAUUUUUGUAAAAAAUAUAAAAGAAAAAAUACCACUACGAACGAAACGACACAAGAAAAAAAAUAAAAUAAUCAAAUUAUGUUCAUAAGCUGAGAUUAACGAAUACUUGGUGGCCAUUAGAAUAACCAAUUGUAAUCGCUAUAACCCUCUGUCCCUACGAGAAGGGGUUCUUAGUUGGUAGGAUGCUUUAAAAAAAUAUUCUUUUGUUUCUAAGCGUUGAACAUAAGCAUUUCAUGUUGCAUAAUAAUAACCGCUGACGGUGGCCAGCUUCUUGCACAGCUAAAUAUAAUUGUUAUUUAUUAAACAAACGGAAAAGCUCUAAAACAAAUGUUCCUAUUAAAAUGUAAAAUUAAGUCAAGAGUAAAUAGAUUUUACGCAGUUUGUAAUUUAUUUGUAUCGACUUUAAUUUCUUAAAACCAUAGACCCUUUAAAUGUAGCAACAAACAACCAGUGGCGCAUCUUUUUAGUCCGUAAACAUAAUUGGUGACUAGCCAAACAUGACCAUAAUUACGAAUUACGAGAGGUGUGAUCUAUUAAAAAAGCGUAGACCAUGACUAAGUAGAAUUUUGUAUUAGAAAAAAGUGCUUUGUAAUCGUUCUUUAUGCUUUUUUUCUAGCCAGUCAAUGCAAAAGAACGAAAACACGAGCUAAUACAAGAUUGGUAGUGGAAAGAAACAACAAAAAAAGUCCAAUAAAAGCUCUCAA